Messenger RNA from Cuculus canorus (common cuckoo), 3042 nucleotides. It is a transcript of the gene LPCAT2, whose product is annotated as lysophosphatidylcholine acyltransferase 2. The record is from RefSeq and is a predicted model, not a curated record. The transcript has 14 exons. Gene Ontology annotation, molecular function: calcium ion binding; 1-acylglycerophosphocholine O-acyltransferase activity. The coding region runs from base 52 to 1692 and encodes 546 amino acids. Lineage: Eukaryota; Metazoa; Chordata; Aves; Cuculiformes; Cuculidae. Gene Ontology annotation, cellular component: endoplasmic reticulum.
GGCGGGGCUCCCCGGGCGGGCAGGCCAUGCGCACUCGGGAGCGGCCGGAGCAUGGCGCCGCGGGUGCUGCCGCUGCCCAGGCAGCAGUCCUUCUGCCCGCCCACCGUCUUCAACCCCUUCGUGCAUCCGCGGCGCCUGAGCGCCAGGGACAAGCUGCGGACUGUUCUUCAGGGGAUUAUUUUGCUACCCCCCCGUGCCAUAUGCAUUGCAUUCAUUGUACUGCUGGCAUGGCUGUUUGCAUCAAUUGCAACUUUCCGCCACCCUGGAAAAGGAUCUGUGCCGCUCAAAGGAUGGAGAAGGAGGAUGAUCCAGACAACCCUGUCAUGCCUAACUCGUAUCUUGUUCUCCGUAAUGGGCUUCCAAGUUAAAGUAAAAGGGAAAAUAGCAAGCCUACAGGAAGCCCCGAUCUUUGUUGCAGCUCCUCAUUCAAGCUUUUUUGAUGCCAUUAUUUCUGCACUAACUGGAAUGCCAUCAAUGGUGUCGAGAGCAGAGAACCUGUCAACUCCGGUAUUUGGCACAAUAUUAAGUUCCCUUCAGCCUGUAUCAGUUUCUCGUCAAGACCCUGAUUCACGAAAGAAUACAGUCACCGAGAUAACUAAGCGGGCGUUAUCGAAAGGCCAGUGGCCACAGCUACUAAUUUUCCCAGAAGGCACCUGCACAAACCGGUCAUGCCUGAUCACAUUUAAACAAGGUGCCUUUGUUCCACAAGUCCCUGUACAACCUGUCUUGCUCCGAUACCCUAACAGGCUGGAUACUGUGACCUGGACAUGGCAGGGUUAUUCACUAAAAGAGCUGUGCAUAAUGACCAUGUGUCAGCUCUUCACAAGAGUAGAAGUUGAGUUUCUGCCUGUUCAUGUUCCUACUGAGGAAGAAAAGAAGGAUCCCAUCCUCUUUGCCAACAGAGUACGACAAACCAUGGCAACUGCUUUGAAUGUGCCGGUCACUGAUCACACUUUUGAAGAUUGCAGACUGAUGAUUUCGGCAGGGCAGCUGACUUUACCCAUGGAAGCUGGGCUGGUGGAGUUCACCAAAAUUAGUAAGAAACUCAACCUAAAAUGGAAUCAUGUCAGAGAGCAGUUGGAUACCUUUGCUGCUAUUGCAAGUGCUUCCAAAGGGGGAAGAAUUGGAAUUGAAGAGUUUGCAGAGUACUUGAAGCUGCCUGUUUCAGACGUCCUCAAAGAGCUGUUUCAACUCUUUGACAGGAAUGGAGAUGGCACCAUCGACUUCAGAGAAUAUGUAAUUGGUUUGUCUAUUCUUUGCAACCCAGCCAACACAGAAGAGACUAUUCGGAUGGCAUUUAAGCUCUUUGACAAGGAUGAUGAUGGCACUAUAACAGAAGAUGAAUUUGCUUGUAUCAUUCAGUCAGCUCUGGGGGUGCCUGAGCUUGACGUUUCUGUACUCUUUAAAGAAAUAGAUGCAGAUGAAACUGGGAAGCUGUCCUAUGAUGAGUUCAAGGACUUCGCACUCAAGCAUCCAGAAUAUGCGAAGUUAUUUACUACAUACCUAGACCUACAGAGAUACCAUUUAGAUAUGUUGGAGGAGGAUUACAGUGAGUCACCUGAAGUCAAACACAGUCCAAUUAGAAAAAGCACAAUCCCAGUCUCAGAAGCAACACCACUAGCAAGAAACAAAGUCUGUCCUGAAGGCUGUGAAGAGAAUAAUUCAAGUAGCUCCGACAAAAAGGAUGACUGAGAAGAGUUAGAGAAUUCAGUUCUUGAAUUCUAUGGGAUUUAUUCCCUACCUAUUCAUAAGCACAACUGAUAUACAAUAGAGAUGGAAGUUACCAUUAUUAUUUUUUUUUUACUUCCAUAUCAGUAGUUAUGGCUAAUUGAAUGUAAGGGAAAAACCAUUGUAAAUAUUUUGUCCUUGAUGUCAGUAUCACAGUAUUUGGAAUGUUGUUCACUGUCUUCCAAGUUCAUUCUUCCACAAAAGUAAGAGGUGUGCUAAGAGGGCUAUGAGGCUCAGCAUGGCAGUAAUCUCUCAGAAAAGAAGCUGAGGAGUCCAGUUGUGUAAAAAGAACUGGAUUUUUUUUUUUGCUGCUCAAUUCCUCUACCUCCACAAUGUGUCUUAUGGGAAAAAAAUAUAGCAGAGUGUUUUAAUUUACAAUAUCUCUUAGCCUUUCACAAGUUUCUGAGACACAAAUGAGUUACAAGAAGCUGAGAGUUGAAGCUGGUGUUUUCUUUUAGCUGUGCUUAUAUUUCCCUUAACUACUUGGAAACUAUAAAGCCUAAGCUUCUGAACAAGACCCACAGAUUCACAGAAACAGCUUUAGGCUUAAAGGCUAGUUAAGGAUGGAAAAGGUUGCACUUGUAACAACAAAAAACUAAUUGGAAUUCCAUGAUAGCAGCUCAGAGUCUACAGGAAAACGCAGACAAUAAGACUCAAUAGACGAUUUCAAAAUUAAUAGAAUGUUGUUUACAGUUACAACUGUUCAGGAUAACAUUAGGAGGAACAUUUCAAACUUCAGCAUAUUCUAGUAAUUAUCAACAGAGGAAUGUGACCUUGCUCUGCAAAAUUAAAAGGCAAAUAUGCUGUCAAGCCAUACUUCUAGUAGCUAGUGUCUACUGUAAAGCCGUCUCCUAGAAAUGUUUGCAUUACUGUGCCAUUACUCAGUACAUUCUUAGGGUUUGAUUCAUAACCAAGCUCUUCCUAGUUAAUGAUUUGAGAAAGUUUUGCCUCAGUCCACUCUAAUGCACUGGAAAUGGGGCCUUUACCUUUUUUCUGUCCUUAAUCUGAAUGCACUUUAUGCAGUAUUUAAAAUAUAUAAGUAUUUACACAAGUAACUUCUAAAUAAAAACUCACAAGGGGCAUAAUGACAGUAUAUUUUCAAAUUAGAACUGAGAUGAGCAAAGCCUAGAAUGUCUAGUACCAAAAAUAACCUAUAUUCAGCAGGUUGGCUGUGUGAAAUGGUAACCUCUGCCUCUAAGUUAUUGCUUGUCUGGCUACAAGUACAUUGCCAUGUUUAAUCUUACUGUGUUUAUAAUUGUGCCUAUCCUGAUGUUUCAUGUGCUUAAAAUAAAUCUAUAUUUUUCAAAGACUUUA